This is a messenger RNA of Anastrepha ludens (Mexican fruit fly), 837 nucleotides long. RefSeq names its product ER membrane protein complex subunit 10 (gene EMC10). The coding region runs from base 60 to 740 and encodes 226 amino acids. Gene Ontology annotation, cellular component: EMC complex. The record is from RefSeq and is a predicted model, not a curated record. Lineage: Eukaryota; Metazoa; Arthropoda; Insecta; Diptera; Tephritidae. The transcript has 5 exons.
AUUUUCCAUCUUGUUCUAAUGUUGUUUGAACAUAUCUAGAAUACAUGUUUAGUUGAAAAAUGGAUUAUUUUCAUUAUAUAUAUUGUAUUGUGGCGCUGUUGAUCCGUUUCCAAUUUUGUUUGGGUUAUUUAGAGUAUGAUAAUUGGGUUAAUAUUCAAUUAAGUCAUGCUGUUGAUGUGCAAAAUCAGAACAACUUCAUAUAUCGAGGAAAUGUUACUAUUGCGAGUUUGGACAAUGGUAUGGCUAAAACAUCUCAGGAAACUCUCACUGAUAAUCAGCGGGCUGGGCUUAGAUCUUUAGGUCAAGCAAAUGAACUAUAUAGGCUAAAGGCAGAUGUUAUUUAUGCCAAUGGAAAGCGAAAGGUAUUUUUCAGCGCUACCAGAGCAUGCAAUCUCAUGGAAGCUCAACUAAACGACGUCUUAUGGGUUUCGGUAGACAAUAGUGGAUAUGUGAAUGCUAUAACAAUUUUAACUUCGGGAUCGCAGAAGUGUUUUAAUGAAGAAAUAUCAACCUUUGGCUUGGAAGACUUCAACACGGAUGUGCUUAUCAGACAUACAGAAAUGGCGCCUUUCCCAGAUACGACAAGUUUCAUUCAGAAAGUGGAAAGGGAAAGAGAAGCGCGAGAGCGCGGAGAGUCUCGAGACAACCGUGGAUUUUUCGCAAAAUAUUGGAUGUAUAUUGUUCCUGUUGGUCUGCUGUUAUUUAUUUCCGGAGCUACGAACCAGGAUGCCUCAAAAUAAAUUCUUACAUUUUUUAUCAGAUAAUAUAAAUGUAAAAACAACCGUUGAGAAUCAAUUCAAUUUCAUUUAAUUAUAUUACAUAUUCAAAAGCUCAAAA